CAUGAGAAUUGACGAUUUAUCGUCUUGUCUGAACAAAUGAACGCCUUUUUUAUCUUCUCUUUCUUUUCUCUUUCUUUUCCACUUUCCCUCUCUUUUCUUUCUUCAAAUUCUAUUCUCUCUUUCUCAUCAUCUCUUUCUACCAUUUGUCUUCUAUCUCUCUCUUUCUCCCUCUCUUUCUCUCCUUCUGCAUUGGCCUCAUCUCUUUCUCUCAACAUGUUCUCAUCUCAAUGUUAUGAUUUGAAAAAAGAUUCUCAUUAAUUGUUGUUUAUUUUUUUUUCUUCUUCUUCUUCUUUGAUUAGUCUAAUUAAUCUACAAAUUGUCAAUGGUGUUAAGGGUUAAUUGUUUUCGUAAAUUAAUGAUAAAGAUCAAUGGAUUUAAUUAGUCAUAUCAUUGGAUCAUCAUCAUCACCAUCAUCAUUUGUACCUACAUCUUCAUCAUGUUUAUCAUCAUCAUAUUCAUCAACAUCUUAUCUGCAUAAUCAGUGUUGAUCUCUUUGUUUUUUUUUCUCUCUCUCAUUUAUUUUUGUCUCAUUUUCUAUUCUAUUUUUUUUACUUCUAUCAUUUUGGUGCAGAAAGAGAGAGAGAGAGAGAAAGAUACAAAUUUGUGGUUAAUUUUUCUCAUUGAUUGGGUUAUAGAAAACAAAUGGACACUAAACCAGUUGUAACAUAUUAUGCAAAAAACACAAACAUACCCGACAAAUUGAAGGACAAAAUCACUACCAAUUUACCAGAGGAAUGUAUUGAAUGGCAAAGAUCUUAUGGUCGAUCUACAAAAAAGGUUUACCUGGAGGUGAAUUUUGUCCCAUUUAAAGACGCUACUCUCAAAGAAAAUGGCCCCAAUGAGGGUAGUAAACACAAUCUUCUUGGACGGUGUUUACUUCAUACCUAUUGGUUUGAAUGUAGUGACGUUGAUAUGUACAAAAGUCAAAUUCGUGAGGAUGUUAUCUCCUGGAUGAAUCGUUUACGUGAAAAUGAGAUACUUGAUUGGUUAAUUGUGGUUGUUGAUUCAAGUGAAAAAAAGAAAAGCAAUAAAACCAAACUAUUACCUCGAAGUACCGUUGCUGAUAAGGUUCGAAGUGAUUUUCCCUCUUCCAUUAAAGAUGCUUCGGAUAGAUGUGUUUCUCUUGUUAAUCCAACGAAAAAUGAAACCUCAGCCGGUGAUAGUUACGAAUUUUUCCUUGAUCGCCUUCGCCUGGUUCUACUCAAAUCAUACUCAAAACAUUUAACUCGAUACGAGGAUCAUGUUCGAAGUCAACGGGAAAGGCGUAACUCUAAAAGUUGGGAUUUUUUUAGCUUUUUCAUUCUCCAAGAGGAAAUGGCCUUUGCUUUCGAGAUGUUAUCCCUUUACGAAGAUGCUCUUAUCCAAUAUGAUGAAUUGGACGCUCUUUUUAGUCAAUUUGUUAUCAAUAGUCAUGUCAUUCAACCACCCGAUUGGUUAAAGGUUUUAAUUGAACGAUGCCAUUCAUGGGCUGGAUUAACGUUAUCGAAAACAAUAUCAACCCAGUUAAGGGAGAAAAUUCGUAAUUCAACCGCUUCUCUUCUUGACCUGAGAAAUUAUCUUUUCUCCCGUCAAUGUGAACUUCUUUUAAUGCAACAUAAACCAUGGGAAUUAUCAACUCGAGCUUUACCUUUUCUUCACAAUUGUGUCAACGAAUUAAACAUUUUAGAGAUAAACUUACCUCAAGGGGCCGUCGCUUGUUGGGUAUUUCUUAGUGCGCUAGAGAUUUUACAAAAAUGCGAAAGAUACAAUGACUCCUCUCAAAUGCAAAUCUAUUCUCGUUAUACUAUCGGCUUAUGGGCUUAUGCACGGAGAAAGCUCGAGGAACUGGGAACUCUUUGUGGUUUAAUGCCAGGAAUGAAUCAUGACUCUGAGUGUAUUCAUAAAGUUGUCAACCUAAUCUCUGGAAUGGGUAAUGACCCGUAUUCAGAUGAAAAUCUAACGAAUCCAAGUCCACAAUCCGUAUUAAAAGAAGCCUUAUCGAAACCUGAAGCUUUUUCAAAAGCUUACCUUGAAGUCUCAGAAUUAAAUAUUAGUACUUAUAAACAUAUCGGGAGAUUUAGAUCUGGUCGUUUAGUUGGUCGUGAAUUGGCCUUUCUUUACAUGAAAAUGGAUAAACAUCAACAAUCAAUACCAUUUUUACUCGAUUUGGAGAAAGUGUUUACUGAAGAUCGUUGGAAAAUGUUACUAUUUGAUACAAGGAAAAAUAUACUCGAUUGUUUCCUUGUUCUAGAUGAUAGAAAAAAGAUAUUACAAUAUGCUCUUCUUUUGGCUUCAUCUUCUGUCCUGGAAAUCGAUGAAAGAAUUAAAUAUUUAACCAUAGCCAAAGAGAAACUUUCAUCAUUAACCAGUAUCGAGAUGUCAACAAUUAUUACCAUGGAAGAGAUUUUCCCUGUUCGUUCAAUAACAAUUAAAAGUGAAGGUGUUUUUGUAACAAAUUCUCAACUUGAAUUACAAUUAACCCUAGAAAGUAAUCUAUUGGAAAUUUUGUCUUUCACCUCAAUUAGAGUUUACCUUUCAUAUGAACCUUUCUCACCACGAUCUCGAGUUCGUUCACAGGAUAAACAAGUUGCUGCCAAAAAUUCCCUCCUUUGUCCUCAUCCAUUCUCAUUAACCAAUAGUAGGAAAAAAAUUCGAACUCAGCCCAAAUUUGAAACUUAUCACGAUACAAGUUCGGGUUAUGAGGUUGGUAUUCGUUGUCCAAAUUUGAAUCAAGUUUUCAAACGGCUCUCAGUUGAAUCUACAAACAGUGGACCUUCAUCAUCAACCAUGGAAAUGAUGGCAAGUGGCCGAGGCGAUGGUAAUAGUGGCCAUCGUUUACCUGAUGGAGGUGACCGAGAGGAACAUUUUUUCAUCUCUACCAAUGUUGAUCUUUCUCCGGGAGAAAAUGUUUACACUCUUUUAUUUGAACCUCUGGAUUCGGGUUGUUACACAAUCGAGGGAAUCAAAUGUAUCGGUCAAAAUGAAUCAAUAUCAUUUACUCACUCACCUUUACCUGUUCACCUUUGUUUCACUGUGAUAUCGGAAGAACCUAGUCUUAAAUUAAUUGGUAAAGAUGGAAGUGAUAAUAUAACCACCACAGGUUUAGAGAUUCUCUCUGGUCCACCUCAGACAAUUAUCUUACGAUUAAACAGUGGUAGCUAUUGUUUCCAACCCGAAUCAAUAGUAACUCUCAAAUCAUCAACUGAACUAUUCAUGAAAUUAUCUCCAUCGUCUUCACCUUUAUCCUCAUCACCCUGUUCAUCCAAUACAACGGUUACAAUAAAUGGUGGUGGUAAUGAAAUUAACGGCGGAGAUGAUUACGAUUCUCAUCCAUCACUAUCCAAACCAAUCAAUUAUAAUCCAUUGGAAAUGAUGAUCGAUAAUCGGGAAAAUAUUAAUGACGAUGAGCUGAGAAAAGAUUAUUCCAAUUCGAUUGAUAUUAAUUUUAAAUGUUCACUUGAUCCAUUUCAAAAUUAUGAUAUUCCCUUGACAAUUGUCUCCAAAUUUGCUCAUCAACGUGGCCCAAGCGGAACUGAGCAUAAUAUCAUACUCUCUUAUCCUGAUGCAAAAACCCAAGCAAUUAAAUCAAUUUCUCGUAUACUCUAUUUAACUCCACCUUUCAUGUCAACAAUUAAACUUCACUCUCUCAAGGAACGUAAAUUUAUCGAGAUAAUUGUCCGAGCCGUUUCUCGUCAACGUUUUGAACUUUUCGAUGCCAACCUAAUAGCCAACGAAUCGGUUAAAGAUCAUAAUAAUGAUUUCAUCUUUAAAUCAUUUAAUUCACCAAGGAAAAUGAUCAUCUACAAAGAUCAAAUUGUCCACUAUGUUUGGGAAGUUUUCUCAACCGAUACCAACUCAUUAACUAAAUUAUUAUUCUCGUUAAAGUACAAUCCAAUUACCGAUGAACAAAUCUCAACCAACCCAUUGGCCUAUCAUUCAUAUGAUUGUGAUUUCUCAAUUAAAUCAAUCAAACCAACAACUGAUUAAUCAACAUCAACAAUAUCUACAACAAUCAUCACCCAAUCAUCUCACCAUCAUCAGAAAUUUUUUUUUGUCUUCUCCUCAACAAUUAAAAUUUUCAAUUCAUCAUCAAUCAUAUACAAAAAAAAAUUAAUUAAGACACAGAAAAGUUAUCGAGUUUAAAUUGAUUGGAAAUCUAAUUUUCCUUGUUAAUUAUUCUCAUUAAUCAAAAUUGUGUCUUUUUUUACUUUCUAAUCAUGUUAAAUAUUUUUUAGAAAAAUUCAACUUCGUUGAUUAUUAUUAUUAUUAUACAUUAAUUAUUAUAUUAUAUAUAAAUUAUUGUUUUUAAAUUGUCUUCAUAGAAACAACAAUUAUCUCAAAUAAUGAAUCAUUAAAUUGGUAAUGAUUAAAAUUUUAUUUAUAUUUCAAA
Panonychus citri (citrus red mite) is the source of this 4369-nucleotide messenger RNA. It is a transcript of the gene SIDL, whose product is annotated as trafficking protein particle complex subunit 10-like. The coding region runs from base 643 to 3966 and encodes 1107 amino acids. Gene Ontology annotation, biological process: intra-Golgi vesicle-mediated transport; early endosome to Golgi transport. The transcript has 8 exons. Gene Ontology annotation, cellular component: TRAPPII protein complex. NCBI's taxonomy places the organism in Eukaryota, Metazoa, Arthropoda, Arachnida, Trombidiformes, Tetranychidae. The record is from RefSeq and is a predicted model, not a curated record.